Alosa alosa (allis shad) is the source of this 1416-nucleotide messenger RNA. Its product is annotated as NLR family CARD domain-containing protein 3-like. The transcript has a single exon. The annotation marks the transcript as partial. NCBI's taxonomy places the organism in Eukaryota, Metazoa, Chordata, Actinopteri, Clupeiformes, Clupeidae. The record is from RefSeq and is a predicted model, not a curated record.
AUGUCAAACACCUCAGAAGGGAAUGUGAUAAAAUACCAUGAAAUAUUCAAACCCGGAGUUGGAGGCAAGGGAUGUGUUAAAAAUGUGUUAACGAAGGGAAUUGCUGGUAUCGGGAAGACCAUAACAGUGAAGAAAUAUCUCCGUGAUUGGGCUGAAGCAAGAAACAAAGAUGACAUUGACUUUGACUUUGUUUUUUUGUUUCCUUUCCGAGAUUUAAACAAAUACAAACUUGGGGUGUACAGUCUACUUGAACUUUUCUAUUUCUUCUACCCUGACCUUAAGAAAGUGGGUAGUGCAAGCAUAUUUGAAGGCAAGCUCUUGCUCAUCUUUGAUGGUCUGGAUGAAAGUGACUGUCCACUGGCUGCCACCAACCCUGUCCUAACUGAUGUGAAGAAAGCAGCUUCAUUGGAUGUGCUUCUCACAAAUCUCAUGAGUGGAAAGCUGCUGCCUUCUGCUCAUCUGUGGAUAACCACUCGCCCUGCAGCAGCUGCUCAACUCCCAGAGGAGAUACUGACCGAUGGAUACGUCACACAGAUACAAGGUUUCAAUGAUCAGCAGAAGAUGAAGUAUUUCGAGAAGCAAGUGCAGGAUCAGAAUGAGGCUAGAAGAAUCAUGUCGUACCUCAAAUCCACCAGAAGCCUCUUUAUCAUGUGCCAUGUGCCACUUUUCUGCUGGAUGUCAGCUCGUGUACUUACAAACAGUCAAAGUGGAGAUAAAUGUGGUGUAAGCCCCAAAAGUCUUACUGAAAUGUACAUUCACUUUCUUAUCACUUUGUCAGGUUUCAGCCACAAAAAAGAUCAGGGAAUUCAGUCUCGAUCAGAUAAACUUAAACAAGACCACGACAUCAUCCUGAAAUUAGGAAAGCUAGCCUUUCAGUAUUUGGAGAUGCCACAAAUGUACUUUGAUGAAAACGAUUUUAAAAACUGUAACAUUGACAUCAGUGAGGCGUUGAAAUACCCAGGUCUUUGUGCAGAGCUCUUGAAAAUGGAAUGGGGGCUGCAUUCAGAAAAGUCUUAUUGCUUCAUACAUUUAAGUUUUCAGGAGUUUCUUGCGGCUUUGUAUGCUUUUCAUGAAUUUUCAGGCAACAACCAUGAUGCACUGAGAUGCUUUAAACCAAAGCAUGGGAAGUUCAGCAAUUUGACUGACUUUUUGAAUGCUGUUGUUGACAAGGCCAUCAAUAAUAAAAAUGGACAUCUAGAUCUUUUUACACGAUUUCUUUUUGGCAUCUCACUUGACUCCAGUAAAGAUCUCUUAAAGGGUUUUCUGCCUGACCAGCGAAGCAGCAACGGGUACCACAAAAAAGUUGUCCAACACAUCAAAGCACUGAGAAAAAAUAAUCUCUGCCCACAUAGGUGUGUUAACCUUGUCCAUUGUCUGGUUGAGCUUCAUGACAAGUCCUUUCUGGAGGAACUGGAA